AUGGGAUUAAUACGCGAUGCUAUAGGUUCGGCUCUUGGAGCUAAUCAGCUGAACAACGGAAUUUAUGGUGGGCCUAGACUACCCUUCACGAAUAAUAACAGUCGUAAUAGCCCUCAACGCCCUCUAUCAACUGGGAAGCGGUCAUCAUCUUAUAACCAAGCGGAUGCGGAUUAUACGAAUCGCAAAAAAAACGUUAGAAGCUCAUCAGAUGGAAGCAGCUUUGGCAACCGGCCUCUUGGCCAAAGUGGUCGACACUAUCGAGCUGAACAAUGUCAAGAUGAUCAUUAUCGCUCAUCAAUCGGUAGCCAUUGGAUUGACGAUAUGCAACGCAUACACAAUGGUUACGACGGCCAAAUUUUACAAUUCCCUGCUGGCAGUGAGACUUAUACAGGUGAUGGGCAAGUAUACCAAAUGCAGUCAUACAAUCAACAACCAUGCGCUAGUGAAUACUACAUCGGCGACAGAGGGUGGUCUCGAGGCCCUAUAUUCCGUCCACUGGCCUUGCCACAGAUUGCUCAUGGAGAUGGACAGCCUUUUCUCCGUGGGUACAGCCAGGAACUAAGCCACUACAAUAUCACAAUGGAACUCUUCAUGCAAGUUUUGGACGCAAUCAAUAUUGCCAUCGUUCCCAGCCCAGAGAAUCAGAUCUUCCAGAAAGCUGCAAAAAUCGCCAGUUGGUUCGUGCCUGGAGCUGCUGGCAUCGGUCUCACAAUCGGCCAAAUUGGUAUCGGACUCGGCGUGGCAGCCGGCCAGGCAUCACAACUCUCUUCUGCAUUGUUAAACGCCAACAUGAAUCUCUUUCUGCCAACCGGUCUUGAAUUAUGCAUUGGAAGUUCAACUGAUGUCGAUGCUGAAGUUGGCAUCCCAAAGGGCGAUGCACGACCAUAUUCCAUAACCGCAUCACCGAAGCAAAGAAUAGCGUGUUAUGGCGAUCUUAUUGCUCCGAUUUCACAAGUCCUACAACCACAGCAACAGUGUGGUCGCAAUGAUCCAAUUGCUCUACUGGGCCGAGGAAUGUCCGAUAGAGAUAAUCAAAAGAAAAUCGAGAAAGCGCAAAAGGAAUCGGAAAAGGGGAAAAGAAAAGAGAUCGAUAAUCUAGAAGGGAGCCUCAAAUGGCUUAUAGUAAGACAGGCUAGUGCAGAUGCACUGGCGUAUUGGGAGACACACCACCAGUGAUAAAGGAACAUUGUUUACCGUAGCAACAUAUAGAU
Messenger RNA from Trichoderma asperellum CBS 433.97, 1211 nucleotides. RefSeq lists its product as uncharacterized. The record is from RefSeq and is a predicted model, not a curated record. Lineage: Eukaryota; Fungi; Ascomycota; Sordariomycetes; Hypocreales; Hypocreaceae.